AUGGCGAGAAAAUCGAGGAACAGAGGCGGAAGUCAGCAGAUCCAUGGAAGUCAGACAUCGAAUUCAGUGUGCAUAGGAGUUCCACAGUCAGCAGAUGCGAAGAAAUUAAAAAGCAUUAAUUCGAUCCAAGGAAUAAUACCUUUGGAUGUCAAUCAGAUUUCAAAUCCUACCACACCAAAGGGAACGAGCGAGGAAAUAACAAUGGCGAGUAGGGCGUCGUGGGCAGAUCGAGCUGAUGAGGAAGAAAAGAUGAGCAAAAGUACAGGUUUGACUAAAACCCUAGACUCAAGUCCUAAAACAUGGAGUAAUAUUAUGGGUACAAUACCGAUGGAGGAAGGUUUAGACCUAAUUUCAGAAGUUACAGAGCAAAAUGUAAAAAUAACAAUGGCGGAUAUCAAGGAUGAGGUAGAUUACUGGACAACAGCUGUUGUAUGUUAUGUUCUAGGAUCGAAUCCACCACAAGUAGUAAUUGAUGGGUAUUUCAGGAGAAUUUGGGGAGCUAUGGGGAUAGACAAGGUAGCACAACUCAAUAGGGGAGUGUUCCUUGUGAGAUUUCACAGUAUUGAGAGUAGAAGUAAAGCAGUGGAAGAAGGAGUGCAAAUGUUUGAUAGAAAACCAGUGAUAGUUAAGCCAUGGAAGCCAGAUAUGGAAAUCACAAAGGAGCAGAUGAAGAACAUUUCAAUUUGGGUGAGAUUGGUAGGACUUGACAUUAAAUAUUGGGGGCAAGCUGCACUUACAAAAAUUGCGGGGUUGAUUGGACAACCAUUAAAGGCAGAUGCAGCUACCACUAACAGAGAUAGACUGAUCUAUGCAAGAGUACUAGUUGAGGUAAAAUUGAAUCAGCAGUAUCCAACAAGCAUAAGAUUUGAGAAUGAGAUAGGAAAAAUAAUUGAACAGGAGAUUCAUUAUGAAUGGAAACCAGUGCUAUGUGGAAAAUGUAAGAACUAUGGACAUGACAUAUAUGAGUGUAGGAGAUAUAUACAGGAGGAAAAAGAGAAACAACAAACAAUACAGAAGCAGGAAGUACAACAAAAAGAAAAGAGGGGGGAAAUACGUGAGGAAAGCAAUGAUAGUCAAGAAGUACCAUUGAAGAUAGGAAAUACUUUUGAUACACUGGGGCAACAACAAGCAGAAGAUCUGGCAAGUACAAGUCAGUCAGGACUCCAGGUGGUAACAAUGGAAAAGGGAAUGGGGCUAAAUAAUCCAGAUAGACAGAAGGAUAUAAAUCUGUUUAUGCAUAAUUCCCAGGUUAGAUUAUUUGGCCUCUUGGAAACAAAGGUUAAGAGAGCUAAAGCUCAAAAGGCUGCUCUUAACCUAUGCAAUGGAUGGAGUUAUAGUACAAAUUUAAGUCAGUAUAAUGGAGGAAGAAUAUGGCUAUUAUGGAAACCGAUGGUAUAUGACAUAAGUAUUUGUAAAGUAACAGAACAGUUAAUCCACUAUAGAGUUCAUCAUAGGGGAGAUGGCAGGAAAUUCUCAGUAACAAUGGUGUAUGCAUUCAAUGAUGCUGCUCUAAGAAGGAAACUUUGGGAAGAUAUUAAGGAGAUAAAUGAUCAGAUGGCUGAACCCUGGGCAAUAAUGGGGGACUUCAAUUGUGUCUUGCAUAAAGAGGACAUGAUUGGGAGUCCAAUUACAAUGGCAGAAAUAAGAGAGUUUAAGGAAUGUGUGACAAAAUGUAUACUAGAAGAAAUGAAAUCUUCUGGGGCAUUCUAUACUUGGAACAAUAAGCAGGGAGGUACAGAUAGAGUGUACAGCAGAAUUGAUAGAGUACUAAUCAACAAUGACUGGAUAUUAACAAUGCCAGACUCAGAGGUGUUUUACAGAAGUGAGGGGACCUAUGACCAUUGCCCUGCAAUAAUCAGAUUGGCUGAAAUUCACAAGAAGCAACACAUAUUCAGAUAUUUUAAUAUGUGGAGCAUUGCACCAAGUUAUAAGGAGACAAUGAAGCAAGGAUGGAACACUAAUAAGAGGGAGACCAAAAUGUAUGACUAG
Nicotiana attenuata is the source of this 1989-nucleotide messenger RNA. RefSeq lists its product as uncharacterized. The transcript is spliced from 3 exons. Gene Ontology annotation, molecular function: catalytic activity. The coding region runs from base 1 to 1989 and encodes 662 amino acids. NCBI's taxonomy places the organism in Eukaryota, Viridiplantae, Streptophyta, Magnoliopsida, Solanales, Solanaceae. The record is from RefSeq and is a predicted model, not a curated record.